AUGUUCGGGAAUGUCGGCAUGGACAUGCGGCCAACAGUCACCCCAGCCGUAACAGCCUCGUACGUGGAUCAUAUGGAUUCUACAACACAAUAUGUAAAUGAUCAACAGAGGGGCUACCGACCCUUGGCUAUUGCGGUGGCCGAAACAUCUUAUCCUGCGGUGUUGGUGGCCGGACUGGCCGUUGGACUGGGUCGUAUACCCCAAACCAUCAGGGAUCUACACGUAAAAUACGGCAAAGUGAUUCGCAUUGCCCCGGACGAACUGUCAUUCGUCGAUGGCGACGCCUGGAAACCCAUAUAUGGAACUCGUCCCGGCCAUGGCCAAAAGCCAAAGGAUGUCCGGGUAUUCCCACCCACCGCAAAUAAUGUCCCCAGCAUCAUCCAAUCCAACGAUGCGGAUCAUUCUCGAUUCAGGCGUCUACUAUCGCAUGCAUUCUCCGGAAAUAACCGAGGCCAAGAGCCAAUCGUCAGAGGCUACAUCGAUCUUUUGAUUCAGCGUCUGCAUGAGAAUGCCAAUGAUGAGAACAAGCCCGUCGACAUGGUGUCGUGGUACAACUACACCACGUUCGACGUUAUCGGGGACCUAGCAUUUGGGGAGCCAUUUGGUUGUCUCGAAGAGUCCAGAUACCAUCCAUGGGGGGAUACUAUCGCGGGGAAUGGGUUCCUGGGGGCACAAUUACUUCCUGUAUAUCAACUCGCGGCAUACCAUUCAUUGUCAAAUUUCACCGAGCCUGAUAGCUUCAUUCCAGAGCGUUUUUGGGUGACCCUCGGUUCGAAAACGACUCUGGCAUACGUUGAGAUGCGUUUCUAUUUUGGCGCGGGUCAUCAUGCGAUGGUGGAUGUGAUCUUGUAG
This is a messenger RNA of Aspergillus tanneri, 852 nucleotides long. RefSeq lists its product as uncharacterized. The record is from RefSeq and is a predicted model, not a curated record. Lineage: Eukaryota; Fungi; Ascomycota; Eurotiomycetes; Eurotiales; Aspergillaceae. The transcript is spliced from 8 exons. Gene Ontology annotation, molecular function: heme binding; monooxygenase activity; oxidoreductase activity, acting on paired donors, with incorporation or reduction of molecular oxygen. The coding region runs from base 1 to 852 and encodes 283 amino acids.